Saxophila tyrrhenica is the source of this 801-nucleotide messenger RNA. RefSeq lists its product as uncharacterized. The record is from RefSeq and is a predicted model, not a curated record. Lineage: Eukaryota; Fungi; Ascomycota; Dothideomycetes; Mycosphaerellales; Extremaceae. The transcript has a single exon. The coding region runs from base 1 to 801 and encodes 266 amino acids.
AUGGAGCAACGCUGGAACCGAAGGCAGCACCGGAGCGGGUACGCGGACGAAAUGGAAGCAAGGUCGGCGUCUCCAGAGGAUGAUACUACGCUGGUCGCCCCGUCAAGCCGCCAGUGUGAGGAUGAAGUGACCGGGGGAAGCGAUGCAUCAUCUCCCGCUACCGAUCCGACGACGACAGCAAACAGCGGUUCUGAAGUGCCUUCCUUGCUGCUGAGAGGCUGGUGGCGUGAAAACUCCGAUGGCAGUUUUGAGCCCUUCGAGCAUUGGGAGAACCUUGAAACUCGGCCGAGAUCAGAUGUAUCAAGUGCGGCUGGCGAGGCACCCUACGGACCACAAUCGACGGCUACGUCGAUCUUGCAAGAUGGUCACGGCCAAAGCAUGAACUUCUCGGCUAGGAACUCGUCGUCGCAAGACUGGCCAGCUGAAGUACCUUCUCCACCAUCAAGUACGGGCGCCAACUACAUGGGCAGCGAGAGAAGUCGUUCAGAGGUCGACCCGGAUGACUGGAUGAAUGAUAACGCCGGCGAAGAAUUUCGCACUUUCCUCGCGUCGAAUGGAGAUGUGGACUUUCGGGUUUCAGAGGCGCCUGCGCGACAGAGAUUCGCCUGCGACCAGUGUCCAGAGUCAUUCGCCUGGGCGAAGCACCUCCGUCACCAUGUCGCGUUGCACCACGAUCCCGCGUCGUACCAAUGCAUCUUUUCGGAGUGUAUACAAACUUUUGUCGGUGGUGCCAGCUAUAACACGCACCUGCGAGCGGUUCAUGGGAUCGAUGCUGGGCUCCGGGGCCAAACCCAGCACUGA